Molecule: messenger RNA, 321 nt
Organism: Thelazia callipaeda (thelaziosis nematode)
Lineage: Eukaryota; Metazoa; Nematoda; Chromadorea; Rhabditida; Thelaziidae
Source: the annotation of a GenBank genome assembly
AUGUUUUAUUUCUUAUUUGUGCUAUUUCCGGCGUUAUACAUUCAUGCAGGACUAUUACCGGAAGAAAUAGAAUACAGUGGAGAAAUUCCCACUUGCCGUGACGGCGGCAAACCUCUGUUAGCUGCAGGUAUCGGAGUGUACACAUGUGAUCAGGAGUGCCCUGCUGGAUUCCGGUGUGAAUCUGAAGCGACAAAUUCAUCAGGAGAAAAAGGCAUUACUUAUUCUUUCAGAAUAUGCUGCCCCAAUUUGAAUGAUUUGGAAAAAAUCUAUGAAAACAGAAGUGACAGAUUAAUGAACAAACUGAAGCAAUUGUUAGUAUAA